UUGAACAUCCACAUUAGUAUAUUCAAAUACAUGAAACCGAGUUGUGUUGUUAGUGCCUUUUGUGAACCUGUACACUUUUGGAGUAAACACGGUCCAGGAUAUUUGUAUAGUAACCAAAUCUUUUUUAUCAAUUUUCAAUCAAAAUAAACAACAAUCUAUGUGCCGGCACCUCCAAUACUUCUCUGUUUCUGGUAUUAUAAAUUCCAAA
Molecule: messenger RNA, 208 nt
Organism: Acanthoscelides obtectus
Lineage: Eukaryota; Metazoa; Arthropoda; Insecta; Coleoptera; Chrysomelidae
Source: the annotation of a GenBank genome assembly